AUCUGCUAUUUCGCCAUCUAUUCUGCAAUGAAAUUACCACCACUUUAAUUUGCUAUCACUGUAAAUAUCGAUUAUUCGAGGAACGUGUGUAUUAAACGAAAGUGUAGUCGGUACACCGCGCACGCGUUACUUUGUGAUUCGUGCGAGUUUCGAGUAAUCAUCCGCGCAGCCAUUCAGUCGUGUCUGUGCUUCUGAGAAGCGAACAUGAAGAAGCCCUCGAAUCGACAGAACUCACCGGUCGCAUUUAAUUAUAUAGAGAACAAGGAGUACAGCAUACAGCCGAUUCGUUGGUUGCUGAAGCCGAUAAGUGUCUGGCCGGUAACGGAUUCGUCGAUUGUGGAAAGGAUUUUAUCAGUGGUGCUACUGAUAGUAUGCAUUUUUUUGAUCGCCAGCACUUUGGUGCCUUGCGCGUUGGCUAUAUUCCUGGACGAGACCAAGGACUUGGAGAUGAAGAUGCGCGAUUUCGGACCGCUCAGCAACUGGAUACUGGCGAGUCUCAAGUAUGUCUCGUUACUGACGCACGUUGGCGACAUACAUCGAUGUAUCAAGCAUAUAGAGACGGAUUGGCGGGCCGUGACAAAACUCGAGGAGCAAGAGAUGAUGCUAAGAAAUGCUAGGAUAGGUCGUUUCAUCGCGAUAUUCUCCGCGACAAUUAUGCACAGUGGCGUAUUCUCGUACGGAAUUUUCCGAGGAAUGACGUUGAGUGCCCAGUCUACCGAGAGCAAUAACGUGACGGUGCGUCCGCUACCUUUCCCAUUUUAUGAGAAGAUUGUGGACACUACAACAAGUCCAAUGUACGAGAUAGUGUUCGUAACACAGUGUCUAUCCACGUUCGUCGUGAAUUCUGUAGGAGUAGGCACUUGCAGCCUCACCGCUGUUUUUGUAAUGCAUGCCUGCGGUCAGUUAAACAUCUUGAUGUCCUUGUUGGAUAAUUUGAUCGAUAAAGAAAACGAAAAGAGAAACUCUUCACAGAAAUUCGCUGUCAUCAUCGAGCAUCAUUUAAAAGUACUCAGCUUCGUAUCUCAUAUAGACAAAAUUACGAAUGUAGUUUGCCUCGUGGAAGUAGUAGGGUGCACGCUACACAUGUGUCUCUUGGGUUAUUAUUGCAUACUGGAUUGGAACCAAGGCGAAAUGGAAGGUAUGGUAUCGUACGCUAUAAUACUGAUCUCGGUUAUCUUCAACAUCUUUAUGUUUUGUUACAUCGGAGAGAUCCUUUCGGAACAGUGUGGCCAAAUUGGUGAGACAGCUUACAUGACAAACUGGUAUCUGUUACCUGGAAAUACUGCUCUUAGUCUCGUUUUGAUCAUUUUAAAAUCCAGUAUUGCAGUCAAAAUCACUGCUGGAAAGAUGAUUGAUCUUUCUCUUUCUACCUUUGGUACCGUAGUUAAAUCCGCGUUAGCGUAUUUAAACAUACUUCGUACCCUAAUAAAUGUUACAUAAAUGUUAAUAAUUUUUAUAUAUUCGAUGGUAAAAAGCGAAUAGUGUACAAUUGAAUAAUUAAAUAAUAACUAUACUGUUGAAAA
Messenger RNA from Solenopsis invicta (red fire ant), 1523 nucleotides. Its product is annotated as odorant receptor 82a-like. Gene Ontology annotation, cellular component: plasma membrane. Gene Ontology annotation, biological process: detection of chemical stimulus involved in sensory perception of smell; sensory perception of smell. The transcript has 5 exons. Gene Ontology annotation, molecular function: odorant binding; olfactory receptor activity. Lineage: Eukaryota; Metazoa; Arthropoda; Insecta; Hymenoptera; Formicidae. The coding region runs from base 205 to 1440 and encodes 411 amino acids. The record is from RefSeq and is a predicted model, not a curated record.